AAAAGGCAUAAGAAAGGUAAGAAGUGUUCCAAGUCUGUCCUCUGAGACCAAUUUUUGUGAUUUGAAAAGAGCUGUGGCACUUGGUCCUGUUCUAGAUACCUAUUAUAUUACAACAGAAAAAUUAAGAAUUAGGAAGAAAUGCUUGACUAAAAGGGGUGUCUGACAAAAACCAUACCCUGACACCCUAAUCCAUAAGAGCAAGAAAAAGAGUCAGACUGCAAGAUAAGAUGAGAAAAGGAGCUGGAAUACACAAACAAGAUGCAAAGACAAAGGCACCACAAGAUAAAGGAGAUUCCUCAAACCCUAAGCCGAAAGAAACAGAUUUGAAGCCCCAAAAGGUGGCCAAAGAACUAAAAGGGGCAUGGAGCUAAUUGUAAUAUGAAGUGAAGACAGGUGGGGUUAGGAAAUUAAUAUGUAUUAGGCGUAUCGUGUAAACCUGGUCUGUAAAGGAUAAAAACCGAAAACCUAAUCAAAAAAGGGUGUAUGCUUUUUGGAGGAGAUAUCUCCAUGCAGCUCAGCGCUGAAUAAAUUCAUACCUGCUCUUAUAACUACUCUGUGAGUUACAGGGUUCCUUUUAUUCCGCACAUCAUUUUGGCGAGCCAGCCAUUCGAGGAACGGAUUCCCUGGCGCGCCCCCAGGACUUUCCGUGAGGGACCCCAAACCUCGCUUCGCUCACCGCGGGGACAGACAACAACCUGCCAGGCUGUGGAUAAAGAAGCUGCACCUCAGAGUGGCUGGACCAGGCAGUGAUCAAAGCAUUUGUGGACAACCUGUGUGGAAGCCCAGUAAAUUAGCAGGCCAUGGAUAAAAUGAGAAUACCAUUCAACAAUCCUUCUGGAAGAUCCAAAACCCCAGAGAAAGAGGGGUUUCAAUUUUCUUUUGUGAAAUCACUUCCAGAAGCUGCUACAGUGCCUCUCCCACCAGACCCAGAAGAAGAUGCUGAGAUAUCAGAGAACAGGUUUGAGAAAAGGACUAGGUGUGAACAUGAGGGCUUGGAGAAAGAGGUUUUUACAGAAGAGGACAAGCAGGCUGCAGAACAGACCUUGUACAACCAAUAUGAGCAAAAGAUCCGACCCUGCAUUGAUCUUGUUGACAGCCUGAGAGCUCUUGGGGUAGAAAAGGAUUUGUCCUUGCCUGCGAUUGCGGUGAUUGGAGACCAGAGCUCCGGGAAAAGUUCUGUCCUCGAAGCCCUGUCUGGUGUUGCUCUCCCCAGGGGCAAUGGUAUUGUCACUCGGUGUCCCUUGGAACUAAAACUCAAGAGGUUGCCUGAAGGCCAGGCAUGGCAGGGAAGGAUCUCCUACCAAAAUGUAACCCUGGAGCUCCAGAAUGCCUCUGAGGUGGACAGAGCAAUAAGGCAAGCCCAGGAUGUUGUGGCUGGUCCUAGAGGUGCCAUUAGUGGGCAGUUAAUUUCCCUGGAAGUUCGGUCCCCUGAUGUCCCAGACCUGACACUAAUUGAUCUGCCUGGAAUUGCCAGGGUGGCCGUGGGGGACCAGCCAAAAGACAUCGGGGACCAGAUCAAAAUGCUACUUAGAAGAACUAUUGGCUGCAAAGAGACAGUGAAUUUGGUAGUGGUUCCAUGUAAUGUGGAUAUUGCAACAACAGAAGCAUUGAAAAUGGCUCAAGAGGUGGACCCCACUGGAGAAAGGACAAUAGGAAUCCUCACAAAACCUGACCUGGUGGACAGGGGGACCGAGGAGGCUAUCGUGAGCAUACUGCAAAACAGGGUAAUCCCCCUCAAAAAAGGCUACAUGAUCGUGAGGUGCCGUGGGCAGCAGGACAUCCACAACAAACUCACCUUGGCUGCUGCAAUCCAACGGAGAGGCUUCUUUGAGAAUCACAAAUAUUUCAGGGCUCUUCUGGAAGAAGGAAAGGCUACUAUCCCCCGUCUGGCAGAGAAGCUCACAAAUGAACUUGUGAAACACAUUAUUAAAUCUUUGCCAGCACUGCAGAGCCAAAUUCGUGACACCCUGCAUAAAACAUUACAGGAUCUGCAAAGGUACAAGAGAGGCACACCCCAAACUGAGUCUGAGAAGCUGUUUUUCCUCACAGAUUUGAUCAAACUCUUUAACCAAGACAUCUGUCGGACCAUUCGGGGAGAGGAGGAGCUGUUUGGAGAUGAGGUCAGACUGUUCACCAGGAUCCGCAAGGAAUUCCGCACGUGGGGCGUGAUCCUCCUGGAGUGUGCUGCGAAGGCUAAAAAAGCUGUCCCUGACAGAGUGUGGAAAUACGAAGACCAGUACCGUGGACGGGAGUUCCCAGGCUUCAGCAACUACAGGACUUUUGAGGAUAUUGUAAAAGAGCAGAUCAGAGAACUGGAGGAGCCAGCAAUUGAGAUUCUCAACAAUGUGAUGAAACUGGUUGAAGAGAAAUUUAUGGAACUUACUAACAAGAAUUUUGCUAAUUUUCACAAUCUAAGCAGAGUUGCCAAGAUGAAAAUUGAAGACAUUAGGGAGAAUCAAGCAGCAGAGGCCGAAAGACAGAUCCGGACACAGUUUAAAAUGGAGAGGAUCGUGUACUGCCAGGAUGACCUUUACGUUGGUGAUUUAAACUCUGUUAAGGCAGAAAACGCUCCAAAAGCAUCCCUGGGGACAAAUCUGAAGUUUGUUGGUCUAGAGGAGCCCUCUGUUGCCACGGAGAUGGUUUCUCACACCAGUGCCUAUUUCUCUGGAGCAAGUAAACGCCUCUCCAACCAGAUACCUCUGAUCAUCAUAUCUUCUGUCCUUCAUGACUUUGGAGAAAAUGUGCAGACCUCAAUGCUGCAACUGUUACAAGAUAAAGAGAGGUUAAACUUUCUCCUUGAUGAGGACACUGAAGCUGCUAAAACCAGGAAUUACCUCAGCCAAAGAAUCGAUCGUCUGACCACAGCCUGCCAGUACCUGAGAGAUUUCCGCCUCUUGUAAUUUGUUUUUCAUGAGGUUUUUUUGCUCCUUAUCUUCUAGCACUCCUAAAGAAUUUAAUAUAAUCCCAUAAAAAUGUGAUAUCAGCCCAGACCUUUAAUAAUAAUUUCUAGUGUUCAGUUUUUCUUUAUUUUUCAUAAUCAGUUAUAUGCAAACAGCUGCCUUUGCAUAAAGAGUUCCACUGGUAGAGUUGUGAUUAAAUAAACAUUAUCUCAUGUUUAAACAUUUUCUUUAUAAACUCUGUGCAACCACUGGAAUAAUUAUUAAAAAGCUAACACACUGAG
Messenger RNA from Cyanistes caeruleus (blue tit), 3181 nucleotides. Lineage: Eukaryota; Metazoa; Chordata; Aves; Passeriformes; Paridae. The record is from RefSeq and is a predicted model, not a curated record.